GCCAAUCAGAGGAGAGGACUCUGACCUCCUCUUCCUCGUCUUCCUCCUGGUGACUCCACAGCCUGACGAUGCUCAGCAAAGGAAGCUCCUGCUGCUGCUCCUUUGAUGACUACAAGCUGACCACCGAAUGGCUCCAGAACCAGACCCGGCACCAACCCAAAGUGGCCGUGAUCUGCGGGUCCGGACUCGGCCUGCUGGCUGAAGCCGCCACCGACAAGCAGACCUUCAGGUACCAGGAUAUCCCCAACUUCCCCGUCAGCACAGUCCCAGGCCACGAAGGCUGCCUGGUGUUUGGGACGAUCGAGGAGACGCCCUGUGUCUUCAUGAAGGGACACUUCCACCUGUACGAAGGUUACUCCCUCUGCCAGGUGACCUUCCCAGUUCGGAUCUUCAAGCUGCUGGGUGUGGACUCUGUCCUGGUGACCAACGCCUCGGGGGGAAUCUGUCCGGACUUCAAGGUCGGGGACAUCAUGGUGAUCCGGGAUCACAUCAACCUGCCAGGUUUCGCCGGCCAGCACCCUCUGUGCGGACCCAACGACGAGCGGUUCGGGACGCGGUUCCCCUGCAUGUCGGACGCCUACAGCAAAGAACUGCGGACGCUGGCGCUGGACGUGGCCUCUGACCUCGGCUGCAGUGUCCGCACCGGCGUCUACUGCAUGGUGAGCGGACCCAACUUCGAGACCAUCGCCGAGGCCCGCAUGCUGCUGACGCUGGGCUGCGACUGCGUGGGAAUGUCGAUGGUCCCUGAAGUCACCGUGGCGAAGCACUGCGGACUCAGAGUUCUGGGUUUGACCCUCGUCACCAACAAGGUGUCUCUGGACUACAGCCGUGAGGAAAAGGUGAACCAUGAUGAGGUUCUGGAAAUCUGCAAGAUGAGGGCGGAGCUUCUGCAGAAGCUGGUCUCCACUCUGAUUGGCCGCUGUCAGCAGAACAUCAACACACACUGAGACACACACCUGUAGCUGCUCCUGGUUUCUAGUCGAUUUCUGUUCACAAUAAAAGUGAAGAACCUUC
Messenger RNA from Xiphophorus maculatus (southern platyfish), 1014 nucleotides. It is a transcript of the gene pnp4b, whose product is annotated as purine nucleoside phosphorylase-like. Lineage: Eukaryota; Metazoa; Chordata; Actinopteri; Cyprinodontiformes; Poeciliidae. Gene Ontology annotation, cellular component: cytoplasm. The transcript is spliced from 7 exons. Gene Ontology annotation, molecular function: purine-nucleoside phosphorylase activity. Gene Ontology annotation, biological process: nucleoside metabolic process. Bases 69 to 947 code for a protein of 292 amino acids. The record is from RefSeq and is a predicted model, not a curated record.